AUGAGUUGUAAAGGGAUUCACAUUCUCUUCCUCUUUUUCAUAUCACAUCUUAUCAACCUCUCUUCAUCUUGUGCCAUUUUUACCAACUCAAGUGGGUGUGGAAUCUCUUCUAAACUUGAGGCUCCUCUGAAAUUCCGUUCCUGCUAUGGAAAGGCUUGUUGUGAAGUUAGUGAAGAAGCAAGGUUACAGAAACAAUUCCAGGAGUUAAACAUCACUCACCCAAAAUGUGCUUCUCUCCUCAAGUCCAUUUUAUGCGCUAAAUGUGAUGAUCAGUUUUCUGCUAAAUUGUUCCAAACUGCCUCAGGCGAUAGAACUGUUCCCUUGUUGUGCAACACCACAUCAUUGGCGAUGUCACAACAAUCCAGUGGUGAUGGUUCUCUUGAUUUCUGCACAAGAGUAUGGGAAACAUGUGAAAGUGUUUCUGUAAUUAAUUCCCCGUUUGAACCUUUCUUGCAAGACAAAGCUGGAAAAAACCUUGUCUUCUUCACUUCCAAAGUGAGGGAUGUUUGGAAGUCUAGGAAAAGCUUUUGUGAGACUUAUGGUGGCUAUUCAGAAGAUGGAAAAGUAUGCUUCCAUGGUGAAUCAAUUUCAUUGAACAAUUUACAAACUCCCCUUCUUCCUAAUGGUCUGUGUUUGGAGAAAAUUGGGGAUGGGUCUUACCUUGACAUGGCUCCACAUCCUGAUGGUUCUGACCGUGCCUUCUUUGCUAAUGUGCAAGGCAAGAUCUGGUUGGCAAAUAUUCCUGUUGAGGGAUCCAAUGAGAUUUUGGAAAUUGAUGAAUCCAAAACCUUCCUAGACAUUAGUGAUGAUAUUCUCUUUGAUUCUGGGCAUGGUUUAAUGGGAAUUGCAUUUCAUCCAAACUUUUCACAAAAUGGCCGCUUCUUUGUCUCUUAUAAUUGUGAUGAGAUGAAAAAUCCUACAUGUUCUGGUAGAUGUGCAUGUAACUCAGAUGUGAAUUGUGAUCCUUCAAAACUUGGUCCUGAUCAUGGCAUCCUCCCAUGCCAGUAUCACACUGUAGUAGCAGAAUUUACUGUCAAUGACACAUCAUCAAUGCCUUCCAUGGCAAAAAGUGCCAAUCCAUCAGAAGUGAGAAGAAUAUUCACAAUUGCCAUUCCUUAUAGUGGAGGUCAUGCUGGUCAGAUUCUCUUUGGACCUGAAGAUGGAUACUUGUACCUCAUGUUGUCUGAUGGAUCUAGUCGUGAUGAUCCUUACAACCUUGCACAAAACAAGAGAUCCUUACUGGGAAAAAUUUUGAGAAUUGAUGUAGACAAUUUACCUAGUACCAAAGAAAUAAAUGACACGGGUUUGUGGGGAAAUUAUUCUAUACCUAGAGAUAAUCCAUAUGUUAAUGAUAAGGAGCUUGAACCAGAGAUAUGGGCUAUGGGUUUCAAGAAUCCAUGGAGAUGUAGUUUUGACUCUCUGAGACCAUCCUAUUUUCUCUGUGGAGACGCUGGACAGGAUGAAUACGAAGAGAUUGAUGUGGUUAAAAAGGGUAAAAACUAUGGUUGGAGAGUCUAUGAGGGUCCUUUUCUUUUUCAUCCAUCAGAGUCACCUAGAGGAAAUACUUCAGCCAGUUCCAUACACCCAAUCUUCCCUAUACUGGGUUACAGUCAUUCUGAGAUUGAUAAGAAAACAGGUUCUGCAUCCAUAGUUGGUGGCUAUUUUUACCGUUCCACGACUGAUCCUUGCAUAUAUGGAAGGUACUUGUACACAGAUUUGUAUGCAGGAUAUGUGCUUGUUGGUACAGAAAGUCCUGAAAACAGUGGAAACUUCACCAAUGCUAAGAUUUCUUCUAGGUGUGCUCAUGACUCUCCAAUGCCAUGUUCUUUUGUGGAGGGAAGUGCUAGUCCUACAAUGGGGUACGUUUACUCAUUAGCAGAAGAUAACAAGAAGGACAUUUAUUAUUUGACUAGCACUGGUGUUUACAGAGUGGCACGACCAAGCCGUUGCAAUUAUUUGUGCACUAAGGAAAAAGUUGUUGGUCUACAAAAUAAUAUGCCUCGUUCUUCUUUUCCCUUCCCCUUGCGUGAAGGUUUUGAUUUUCUUCUUUUGUUCCUCUUUCUUACCUUCAAUUUUAUGGUGUGA
Gastrolobium bilobum is the source of this 2085-nucleotide messenger RNA. RefSeq names its product HIPL1 protein-like. Lineage: Eukaryota; Viridiplantae; Streptophyta; Magnoliopsida; Fabales; Fabaceae. Bases 1 to 2085 code for a protein of 694 amino acids. The transcript has 7 exons. The record is from RefSeq and is a predicted model, not a curated record.